GAAGAAGAAGGAGAGAGUGGCAGGAGAAUUUCAGACUCUUCAGACAAUUUUUCAGGAAAUCAAAGAACACUGCUUUUCUAAACUGAGCAACACCCUAUAUAGGAGAGUAGAAGACACAAAAAACGAAAACACCCCUACGUAAAAGAAAGAGUGUGUGUGUGUUGGUGUGUGUGUGUGUUUAAGGCAGGUAAGUAACAGAACGGAGGUGAAGGAUGGAUGGCUGGUUGAAGGAGGUGGAGCGUCGACCCGUCCUCUCUGUAUUCUGCAGCUCAUUAACGUUCAUGCUGCUCCACACACUGCUGAAGGUUCUGCCCAGACCCCAUGCUGUUAACCGUGACCCAUGGAAGAGCUACAAGUGGAAGAAUCUCUCGGUGUCACUCGUGCACUCACUUCUGACCGGCCCCUGGGCCAUUUUCUGUGUUUUUCAGUAUCCACUGAUUGUGUAUGACCUGCACUCAUCCUUCACUCCUGUCUCAUAUCUGCUUGUUGUCGUCUCAACAGGGUAUUUUAUCCACGAUGCUCGUGACAUCAUCUUCAGUGGGUAUGCACGAGAAUCAUGGGAGUUUCUGCUUCAUCACGUCAUGGUGAUAUGGACUUUCCUGUACGCUGUUCUCACAAGACGCUAUGUGGCCGGCGCUGUGGUGGCUCUGUUUGUCGAAGUGAACAGUGUCUUCCUGCAUUCGCGCCUUAUGCUAAAAAUGGCCGAAGUACAAAAAGACUCGCUCCUGUACAAACUUAACAAGUUUCUCAAUGUCACAACGUACAUCGGUUUUCGUCUGGCAGCGCAGUUUUACCUAACCGGGUACAUCAUUUUUAACUACUCUUGGUUGGACCAUGCUGGGUAUUUUCUGGCAUCUAUGAUGCUUAUGAACAUUAUGAUCCUCAUAUAUUUUUAUCGCUUACUGAGAGCAGAUUUCUUUUCAAAGCAAAGCCAAUCCAACGGCAUCCGCAAAUUUGCCCAGGACUAAACUGCAACAAGUGCAGAUUUAGAAUAUCGGACAUGAGUUGAAGUCAUUAAAAUAAAUUAUAAAUUCUGAAAUUCAUUGCAAAUUGCAACUCACAAACUUCAUAUGUGACUUUUAUCUUCUUUUUUUUAAACACUUGGACUUUUUCCAGGUAUUAGUUUUUUCUAAUCCUGUUGUUCAGGAUGGGGGAAUUCUCAGCUCACACCCGAGUCCACAUGCAGUGUUAUUUACUGCAUAGCACUGAUUUACUCCGUACUAUAAAACAUUUAAAUUCAUGGUGCUGAUUAAAAAAAAAAAGAUUUAUACUAUAUAACCUCACCUCCAAGGUUUACAAUCUAAACACUAAAUUGUUUAGACCUUGAGCAUUUCCCAGGAAUCAUCAGUAAAACAGGUAAUUGCUAACAGCUACUCUGAUGUAAUCCUAAAUACAACCAAAAUAUACCUUAGAUUCAUGGUGAUGUUUCACUUUUACAAAUAAACAUAACUUAAUAAAUGAUAUUGCUCACUGUAUUCUGCAAUCCCUUUAUGCGUUGUUUAAUCUAAUUUGGGAUUUUUAAAGAAAGAAUAAGCAUGAAAUGAAAACAGGCUUUUAGAAAAGUUUGGAACCAUGCUUUUCAAAAUUCAUGAAAACAUUUUGGAAACUGGAAAUAUUUUAAGUAUGUGCACACUCCAGUGUAGUAAUUAGUAUACUGUGCAUUCUGAAAAAUUAAUGUCAUGAAUAAGUUAUUUUCUUCUUACUUAAUUCAAAAAUAAUAAAUCAUGUAUAUUCUAGAUUUAUUACAUGUAAAGUGAAGUAUUUCAAGCCUUUUUAUCAUUUUAAUGAUUAUGGUUUACAGUCAGUUCAAUAUAGGUAUAUUCAUAUUGUUUUAUACAUGAGAUGUUUUUAAUAUUUCCUAAAAUGUCAAAAUAUUUAAAUAUUUUCUAAGAUCAAUCCAAAAAGAAUUUCUGAAAAGAAAUUCUUAAAAAUGAUAUUAAUAAAUGCACUUAAUACUUCUUUUGCAUGAAUUACUUUAUCAAUGCAGCAUGCGAGGGUGGCAAUCAGCCUGUGGCAUUGCUUAGGUGUUACUGAAGUGUUGCUUUGAUCCUUCAGCUUGUCUAUAUUGAUGGGUCAGAUGUUUCCUUUUCACAAUACUGUAGAUUAUCUAAAUAAAAUGUAUACAGCAUGUAAAAUAAAGGAGGAAGUUCAUCAA
Molecule: messenger RNA, 2155 nt
Organism: Clarias gariepinus (North African catfish)
Lineage: Eukaryota; Metazoa; Chordata; Actinopteri; Siluriformes; Clariidae
Gene: tlcd1
Product: TLC domain containing 1
Exons: 4
Coding region: 213-968 (251 amino acids)
Biological process (GO): phospholipid homeostasis; membrane assembly; regulation of membrane lipid distribution
Cellular component (GO): plasma membrane
Source: RefSeq, a predicted model, not a curated record